UCUUUAAUAUUAUGGUUAAUGAUGACAAACUCAGUAAUAGGCACGAAUAUGAUAGUGGAUAUAAAUAUGGUUUUGAGUAUGAAUAUGGUGUUGGGAAUGAAUACAGUAUUAGGAACGAAUAUCGAUAUGAUAGUGAUCACGAAUAUGGUAUUAGUCAUAAAUAUGGCAUCAGGCACGAAUAUGGUAGUGGGCAUGAAUAUAGUAGUAGGCACGAAUAUAGUAGUAAGCACGAAUAUAAUAUUGGAGGUGAAUAUGGUAGUGAGCACAAAUAUAGUAUUGGGCACAAAUAUGGUAAUGGGCACAAAUAUAGUAGUUUAAACGAAUAUGAUAGUAUGGAUAAACAUGAUAAUAUGAACGAACAUAAUAGUAUGAAUGAACAUGACAGUGGCA
Messenger RNA from Cetraspora pellucida, 390 nucleotides. Lineage: Eukaryota; Fungi; Glomeromycota; Glomeromycetes; Diversisporales; Gigasporaceae. The record is from the annotation of a GenBank genome assembly.